Durusdinium trenchii is the source of this 1467-nucleotide messenger RNA. The record is from the annotation of a GenBank genome assembly. Lineage: Eukaryota; Dinophyceae; Suessiales; Symbiodiniaceae.
AUGACGUUGGACUUGACGGAGCAAAAGGUGAAGACCACGGUGGUGGUGAGCGCCUCCCUUCUCUCUGGGCUGGCAUUCUUGAGGUGGCUCCUGAGCCCCAAGAUUGACCGCUUCCGUACGGUCCCUGGCCUUCCGUAUUUUGGGGUCUUGGCACAGCUGGGCUCAGGCCAACAUUCCGGUGAGCAAUUCGACGAGUGGGCAAGGGACUACGGCCAAGAGGGUGUCUUUGAGAUGGUUCUGGCUGGGAGUCGGCUGGUGGGGAUUUGCUCCUGGCCGUUGGUGUCGAAGAUCCUGGAGAUGCGACCCUCCAAAGCCAUCAAGCCAGGCUCGUUGUUGAAUGGUGCUCAUGGCAUGUUGCAAGGCAGCUUCUUCAGUGAGGGCGACCAGUGGAAGCGGGAGCGGCGCCUGCUUUCCCCGGCGUUCAAUGUGAAGAGCAUCGCCAGCUAUGCGCCGGAGGUCACGCGGAUGACGCAGACUUUGCUGCAAACUCUGCAGAAAGAAGCCCUUUCGAACGCCGGUGGACAAGUGAACUUCACGGAGCUCUUGCCCAUGUACACCGCGGACGUGUUGUGUGCCACAGCCUUUGGAAAGGACCUGGGGAUGUUGGAAAGCAAGAAGUCGGGGAUGGUGGUGGACGUGAAGAAGAUGUUGGGUGCCCUGAACACGCGCAUCUUCCUCCAAAUCCCCUACUGGAAGAUUCCUAUCAUCGGCAGGUACUUGGACGGUGGCAACGCCGCCGCGGAUCGUAUCGGUCGGCGCAUGGUGAAGUUGAUGAACGAACAAGCUGGACAAGGAAACACCGUGGUGGAGAAGCUACGACAACUUGAGGGAGACAAGCUGAGCCCAGAGGAGCUCAUCGGCAACCUGACGGUCCUCUUUGGCGCAGGGACGGACACCACUAGCGUGGUUCUUAGCUGGGCCAUGUAUCACUUGGCGCGCGACCAAGAGCUUCAGCGCCUCGUGGCGGAAGAGGUGAAAGACUUGCCAGAGACCGUGGGCCCUAGCGAGCUGGAUGCAUACCUGCACGUGAACGCCCUUUGGAUGGAAACACUUCGUGUCAACGGCCCUGCUCCCUUCGAUUUUCUGGAGCUGCGGGAGGAGGUCAAGCUGCUGGGGAAGGGCGUGCCCAAAGGCACCGAAGUCAUGGUGUGCUAUCGCCAUGUGCUUCACAAUGCGCCGGAAGUGAAGGCAAAGCUCGGAGACGAUCUCCACGUCUUCCGCCCAGCGCGGUGGAUCGGCCCCGAGGGCCUGGUGAAAUGCCCUCCCUUCGACUCUUUGCCUUUUGGUCACGGUGCCCGGAUUUGCCUGGGAAAGAUCCUGGCAGAGUACGAGGGGAAGUUGGUGAUCGCCCAGGUCUUGCGGCACUUCAAGCUCAAGCAAUGGCAGGGGCCACCACUGAGGGAGAUGACCUCCUUCGUGGUCUUACCCGGCAAAGAGGUGAUCAUUGGCCUGGAACCCCGUGCCUGA